CCGCUGGAGCUCUCCGGGGUGCUGAGUCGAUGCCGAGCGCCUUCUCCGGCAGCAUGGGCCGGGCGCGGUACCUCCGCCCGGCCGUCUCGGGGUUUUACCUGUGGGAAGCCGCGGUUCUGCUCAGCUUGGUAGCCACAAAGGAAACAGACAGUGCAAGAUCUCGUAGCAUGCCGAUGUCGCCAUCUGAUUUCCUGGAUAAGCUAAUGGGUAGGAUGUCGGGCUACGAUGCAAGGAUAAGACCAAAUUUCAAAGGUCCUCCAGUUAAUGUCACAUGCAACAUAUUUAUAAACAGCUUUGGAUCCAUUGCAGAGACAACCAUGGAUUACCGAGUGAACAUCUUUCUCCGCCAGAAUUGGAAUGAUCCACGACUUGCAUACAGUGAAUAUCCAGAUGACUCUUUAGACUUAGAUCCAUCCAUGUUGGAUUCAAUUUGGAAACCUGAUUUGUUCUUUGCUAAUGAAAAAGGUGCCAACUUUCAUGAAGUUACAACAGAUAAUAAGUUGCUGAGAAUUUUCAAAAAUGGAAAUGUACUUUAUUCCAUCAGAUUGACUUUAAUACUGUCCUGUCCAAUGGAUCUCAAAAAUUUUCCAAUGGAUGUGCAAACAUGUAUAAUGCAGCUGGAAAGCUUUGGAUACACAAUGAAUGAUCUCAUUUUUGAAUGGCAAGAAAAGGGAGCAGUUCAAGUAGCAGAAGGUCUCACUCUGCCACAGUUUCUCUUGAAAGAAGAAAAGGAUUUAUGUUACUGCACCAAGCAUUAUAAUACAGGAAAGUUUACAUGCAUUGAAGUCCGAUUUCACCUUGAGAGGCAAAUGGGUUACUAUCUCAUCCAGAUGUACAUACCAAGUCUCUUGAUCGUCAUUCUCUCCUGGGUGUCAUUUUGGAUCAAUAUGGAUGCAGCUCCAGCCAGAGUGGCUUUAGGCAUAACAACUGUACUGACCAUGACAACACAAAGCUCAGGUUCACGAGCAUCACUUCCAAAGGUGUCAUAUGUCAAAGCAAUUGACAUCUGGAUGGCUGUGUGUCUGCUAUUUGUAUUUUCUGCACUUUUGGAAUAUGCAGCUGUAAACUUUGUGUCAAGGCAACAUAAAGAACUCCUGCGAUUCCGACGGAAGAGGAAGAAGAACAAGUAUUUUGAGGGAGUUCUUGAUGGAAAUGAAAUCAAUGAAUCAUUACAGCAUAGCAAUGGCUUGAGAUGUGCAGGACCUAUAGACGGGACUUUGCCUCAAAUCUACAGUACAAAUUUAAGGGAUGAUGACGUACGGGAAAGCCAAUUCAGUUUUACAGCAGCAUAUGGAGUGGGGCCAUGUCUGCAAGCAAAAGAUGGAGUGACACAGAAGGGGCCUCAUAAUCCUGCUCAAGCUGCACCAAAGAGCCCCGAUGAGAUGAGAAAGGUAUUCAUCGACCGAGCCAAGAAGAUAGACACAAUUUCCAGAGCUUGUUUCCCAUUAGCCUUUCUGAUUUUCAAUAUUUUUUACUGGGUAAUUUACAAAAUCAUCAGGCAUGAAGACAUUCACCAAUAACAAGAUUAAGGCUUGCAGUCCAUACAGAUCCUGCCAUGAUCAACAGGAGGCCUUCUGUUAGAAACGUGUAAGUGAGGAGCAAUUGGGAGACCUAAAAACACCGGGUGGGGGGAAAGAUCCUGCAUGGAUUGCAAUACCCAGCCAGAGUGGAAUGGAAGACUGACAGCAGAGAAGACACAUCUGCUUCUGCAAACUUUCUGUGUCAAACUAAACAUUAACAACUCAUUGUAAAUCACUCUCUACUGAAGCUUUACUGCCAAGUGUUUAUACAUACUGUUACAUCGUGGUAUAAUUGUACAGUACUCUUUGAUGUUCCUUACUUACUUUUUUUUUUUUUUAAUUCUGGUGCAU
This is a messenger RNA of Cygnus olor (mute swan), 1871 nucleotides long. RefSeq names its product glycine receptor alpha 3 (gene GLRA3). The transcript is spliced from 10 exons. The record is from RefSeq and is a predicted model, not a curated record. Gene Ontology annotation, biological process: chloride transmembrane transport; chemical synaptic transmission; nervous system process. Gene Ontology annotation, cellular component: plasma membrane; postsynaptic membrane; neuron projection. Gene Ontology annotation, molecular function: glycine binding; extracellularly glycine-gated chloride channel activity; transmitter-gated monoatomic ion channel activity. Lineage: Eukaryota; Metazoa; Chordata; Aves; Anseriformes; Anatidae. The coding region runs from base 30 to 1520 and encodes 496 amino acids.